AUGGGUUCUGGAACCAGUAGCCUGUAUGCCGUAUCUGUGAGUGCACCGGCCGCAUUGAGUCCGGUUCCGGACACGGCGAGUGAGAAAGGCCAUUGGGUGAGAGAUGCGACCGGCAAAGGGGUAAUGAAGGGCUUUGUGAAUCCGUGGGAGAGUGCCCAUGAAUUCACCUUUCCUGAAAUUUUCAAGGCCAUGAUCCAACACAAGUUCUUCUCUGGAAACAGUCAGAGGCCUGACACCUCACCGCCAACUGUCUCUGUCAUCAAACCCGAGUUUCUUCCAACUAGAACAAGCUCAAGCUCACAGGCUCUUCGUGCAACCUGGUUAGGUCACGCAUGUUACUACAUUGAGUUCCUUACUGGUUUACGUGUUCUUUUUGACCCUGUAUUCGAAGAGCGCUGUUCGCCAUUCUCCCGGGUAGGCCACAAAAGAUUUACCCCCAAGCCCUGCGACAUCUCUGAUAUUCCAAUUAUCGAUUGCGUGGUCAUAAGCCACUCCCAUUACGACCAUCUGUCUCACCCAACCAUUCUUGAAAUCCAUAAACGACACCCGUCCGUUCAAUUUUUUGUUCCGAAGGGCCUUAAGAAAUGGUUCGUAGAUUGCGGGAUUACGAACGUUGUUGAGCUCGACUGGUGGGAGGACGUAGACCUCACAUUGACCAAGUCAAGCAGCGAAAAACCACGAUCAAGUUCCUCGACAUCUGAUUCCUCACAGAGUGACAGAAUCACGGCAAGAAUAUCUUGCCUCCCCUGCCAACACGCCUCUGCACGUACUCCUUUCGACAAAUCAACCACAUUAUGGGCUUCCUGGUCCGUUUCAUCCGGUGGCAAGUCCGUGUAUUUUGCCGGCGACACGGGCUAUCGCAAAGUUCCACUCUUGCCCAAAGGCGUUGAUGACUGGGGCUCGGAUCUUUCUCACCUCCCGAUCUGUCCUGCAUUCAAGCAAAUCGGCGAAUUUCGGGGUCCUUUUGACCUUGGCUUAAUUCCGAUUGGAGCAUAUAUGCCCCGGCAUGUUUUGAGUACGAUGCAUUCGAAUCCGUAUGAUUCUGUGGAGAUUUUUAAGGAUACAAAGUGUAAAAAGGCAAUAGGUAUUCACUGGGGGACGUGGGCUGUGGCAGAAGAAAGUGUGCUGGAACCGCCACAAUUACUCAAGAAAGCGUUGGCUAAAAGUGGCCUUUCUGAGACGGGUGUUUUCGAUGUUUGUGAUAUUGGUGAGAGCAGGGAGUUUUGA
Messenger RNA from Talaromyces proteolyticus, 1227 nucleotides. Its product is annotated as beta-lactamase superfamily domain-containing protein. Bases 1 to 1227 code for a protein of 408 amino acids. NCBI's taxonomy places the organism in Eukaryota, Fungi, Ascomycota, Eurotiomycetes, Eurotiales, Trichocomaceae. Gene Ontology annotation, cellular component: membrane-bounded organelle; cytoplasm. Gene Ontology annotation, molecular function: N-acylphosphatidylethanolamine-specific phospholipase D activity; zinc ion binding. The record is from RefSeq and is a predicted model, not a curated record. Gene Ontology annotation, biological process: N-acylethanolamine metabolic process; N-acylphosphatidylethanolamine metabolic process. The transcript is spliced from 3 exons.